GUUGUUUGUAAUCAAGUACCUCGUAGAUCUGUGUUGUUUGUUAUGACGUAUUAGCUGCGUAUCAGUGAUUGUUGUGAUCAUUGGGAGCUGACAGUGGUGGGGUAUUGAGCUGAAGGCCAAUGAAAUAGUGAUGGGCCGUGAUGGAUUGCAUGCCACAACGUAAGAGAUCACUGAUGUAUAUUAAAUCAUCACUGGCAUCAUUAAAUCCAUAUGAUCUCCACAAGAAGCUCAUCAAUGAAUAUUUGUUGAGCCGCAAGGGCAGCACAUCACUCUUAAGAAGAGACAGGUCUCGAGAUAAAUGUGACAGUGAUGUUAUCCGGGAGAAUCAUCGGUUUCUGUGGGAUGAUGAUGAUAUUCCAGAUUCCUGGGAAGCCCAAUUAGCUAAGAAAUAUUAUGACAAAUUAUUCAAAGAAUAUUGUAUUUGUGACCUUAGCAGAUACAAGGAAAACAAGGUGGCUAUGCGAUGGCGUACAGAACAAGAAGUUGUUGUAGGGAAAGGCCAGUUUAGCUGUGGAGAAAAACACUGCUCAUCUAAGGAGGACUUACAUACAUGGGAAGUGAACUUUGGUUACGUUGAAAAUGGUGAAAAGAAGAAUGCACUAGUUAAAGCAAGACUUUGUACCAAGUGUUCAGAAAAAUUGAAUUACAAACAUAAAAGGCGUGAAAUUACACGUAAGAAAAAAAGAAGACUUAAAGGUCUUCCUGAAAUCGAACCUCAUAAAAAAUUGCGAAAGGAUGAGGAUGAUGAUACGGACUUGAACCAGGAAUUAAAUCCAGAAAUAAAAGAAGAGGAUGAAAGUGCAUUGUGGAGAGAGGCUCAUCAGGGAACAGAAGAGAAAACUAGAGAUCAAGAGUUUGAAGAAUAUUUAGAGGAUUUAUUCAUGUAAUAUAAGCAUGUGAGUGGCACAGCCCUCACAGUGUUUUGUAUGUGAUAUAUCAUGUAUGAAUGUUGCAAUGUUUUCUUGUUAUGUGAAUAAAAUAUGCUAAAUAUGUCAA
Messenger RNA from Schistocerca serialis cubense, 996 nucleotides. Its product is annotated as protein FRA10AC1 homolog. The record is from RefSeq and is a predicted model, not a curated record. NCBI's taxonomy places the organism in Eukaryota, Metazoa, Arthropoda, Insecta, Orthoptera, Acrididae. Bases 141 to 887 code for a protein of 248 amino acids. Gene Ontology annotation, molecular function: phosphatase activity. Gene Ontology annotation, biological process: dephosphorylation. The transcript has 5 exons.